AUGGGUAAAUUUAAAGCAGAAGAAGCUGAAAACUUGGAAGAUAUUGAAAAGCAAUUUGCUGUCAAGGCAGUAAUGCAAGCUGAAACAUACUGGGGUUUGUUAGAAAAGAUUCCUGGUUCCAAAUUGAAGUUGACCAAGUAUGAUGACCGUAUCUACGAUCAAUUAUUAGAAGAUUUCCCAGAAUUCAAAGACCCAUCCGCCGCUGCUGUCAUCGAAGAGGCUUACAUGAAGAGUCCAAGUGGAAAGGCCAAAUGGAGAGCAUUUUGUGACAAGUUCAAGGACAUUGAAGAUUACAACUUUGGUACUCUUUUGAGAUCCAAGGCCACCGACGAAUACUCUCAAGAAGGUACUAUAUUUGCUGUCAGAAUCCAAUUCUACGCUGUAGAAAUUGCUAGAAAUAGAUAUGGCUUAAAUGACUGGAUUGCUAACAAAUAA
Messenger RNA from Debaryomyces hansenii CBS767, 435 nucleotides. RefSeq lists its product as uncharacterized. The transcript has a single exon. Lineage: Eukaryota; Fungi; Ascomycota; Pichiomycetes; Serinales; Debaryomycetaceae. Gene Ontology annotation, cellular component: cytoplasm. The record is from RefSeq and is a predicted model, not a curated record. Bases 1 to 435 code for a protein of 144 amino acids.